UGUUUCAAACUAAGUGCAAUGUGGUCACAAGGUUUUGAUGAGUCUCAAAAUUUGAAGGGACACAUAUGGCCUUGAUAUAAGACUAGAUCAAGGCAUUAAAAUGACGUUUGUGAAGUGCGAUAUGAUUGAGAAAAGGUGUUUGAAGUGAGGCUAUCGAACAUCAUGCCACCUAAACAUCGGGGUCCACGCAUAAAAUGGUUAACCAUUCUUCAAGAUGAAUCUAGCGGUUGCAGUGGUGGUCUUACUCAGUCUCAUGGAACCGACCCAGACCCUUCCCAUUGAAGUAUCAGAAAUAUCCAAUGCCACUCAAGAAUACCCUGAAGAAGAAAUAGCCUCUGAGGUACGGAGGGUGGUGCUCAGGGACUCAGAGGAGGUCACGUGUGACGCACUACCUGGAAAUGAAGGCCUUCUCAGGAAUGGAAUCGGGGACAAUUCAUACUUCAUUUGGCCCGGGAGACAGAUCCCGUACUUUGUUGAUCCGACUUUUGAUUCCAAAGGCCAAGCCAAUAUCAACGAGGCCAUUUCCAAUUUCAAUCAAGUCUUCAAGGAUUGCAUCCAAUGGGUGCCAAGGUCAGGCCAGUCGGUUUAUGUGGAGUUCUUGAACAGUGGCUCGUGUUACUCGAAAAUUGGCCGAGCAUAUUGGCCUUUUCCUCUGCCUCAAUCCAUUUCUCUGGGGAAAUGUUCGCAUUUAGUCGGACAUAUCAAACAUGAAAUGAUGCACACUUUGGGGUUUUAUCACGAACACUCGAGAUCGGAUCGUGAUGAAUUUAUCGAAAUCAAAUGGGAAAACAUCAGAGAGGACAGACUCGAUCAGUUUGAAACCUACAGAUGGACGACUGCCUAUGGCGAGAAGUAUGACUACGACUCCAUUAUGCACUAUUCCGCCAAUGCAUUUUCCAAGCACAACAACCCGUUCCUCUUAACCAUCGUGCCCAAGAAGGGCGAAGUCAGUGAGCUCGGACGAAGGCUGAACUACAGCGACACGGAUAUUCACAAGGUCCAAAAAAUGUACAAAUGUGGAGAAUAUGCAGAUUGGGCCAACGAUUGCUCAUCCGAUUCGGAUUGUGGAUUCAACGAGUUCUGCGACUCAUACAUUGUGAACGGCCAAUGUCGGACCAAACUGCCGGAUGGUUCGUUGUGUUAUCAAUCGGACCAUUGUAUUAAUCGAUGCUACACAGGCGUGUGUACCUCGUGUCAGAUAGAUGAAGAUUGCCAAGUAGGGCAAUACUGUGCCUACAAAUACGUUCCAUUUUGGGAAAAAUCAUGCUCCGAAUAUUGUCAGACCUACUGUUUUACCAACUCUCAAUGUGGCGGAGAGUGUAAUCGGUGUGGGUGGGAUUUCAGGUGUUAUAAAGCGGGCUGAAAGGGAUCAUUUCCAUGGAUUUAAGGUCAUGGAUUCGAGGACGACGGCACCGAUGGACAGAGACAGUAGGGACGACAAUGGGUAGUUCUAGCCCAUUCGUCCAAGUAUACACACUCUCUUUCACAUGAGUUCAGCCCGUUUGACAAAGAGAGCGUUGGCGGACUUUAGCUCAAUCGGACAACUCCGUCAAAAGUUAUGAGCCCUCAAACCUCAGUAUGAAGAAAAAUGAAUGAGCCAAUAUCUCAGUGGAUAGGUUUUAUUAUGCAAUAAUCCUAUUAGAUCUGAUAUAGAUGUUAAGCUGAUCAUAACUCGGGUGAGGUCGUCCAUGUAGCUUGGGAUAUGACAGAUUUUUCGAGAGAAUAUACGGAUGCCAUGGAAAAAUGCCUAUUUUCAACCGAGUCCUUUUGUUAGUUGUCCAACCAGUUUUGAUUGAAUCCAGGAUUUGAUUGAAAAAAUCAAAUUAGAUCUUUCAAUUGGACUCAUCAGUGCAAUUAUAUUUGUGUGGUCUAAAUUCUCGACGGAGUGUAAGUGAUAGCCGAACCAAAAGACUGCCAUAGAAGCAUCAUGCUAAUUCACCAUAUUUUCAUGCAGUGUCUUAACAAUGGAUUUAUUGCCAGGGCUGAACAUUUCAAGCAGUUGCCUCCGAGCAUACAUAGGGUGGAGGAUUCUGUUCUAAUCCUACAAAUAAAGUCUUACGAUUGUUCAGUUUCCGUUAAUAUGUAAAGAGUUGAAGUGAACUAGCGAGAAAAGGUUUGAUUGACCAAAAUAUGCUACAUCGAUAUUGAAAUAUUUCACACUAAUCAGAGAUGUUAUGUUUCUUGGAGUAAAAAUAAAAUUCUAAGUAAUGGUCCAUUUACACGAGAUA
This is a messenger RNA of Tigriopus californicus, 2228 nucleotides long. Its product is annotated as low choriolytic enzyme-like. Gene Ontology annotation, biological process: proteolysis. The transcript has 4 exons. The coding region runs from base 215 to 1363 and encodes 382 amino acids. Lineage: Eukaryota; Metazoa; Arthropoda; Copepoda; Harpacticoida; Harpacticidae. The record is from RefSeq and is a predicted model, not a curated record. Gene Ontology annotation, molecular function: metalloendopeptidase activity; zinc ion binding.